AAGCGUGCAGAGAGUAUGUCCCAGCCCGGCUCGCCCCGAAGCGGUAGCGCCACGGAAGCCAGGAGUACAGCAUCUGCAGAGGAGUGCCACAGCCCUGGGGAGACUACGGAGAAACUCAAGGGUACAGAAGAGCAAGUUGCAAAUGAAGCUGGAGACAAGACUGCCAGACCCCUUGCCCGCUUCUCCCGGUCUAAGUCGCAGAACUGUCUGUGGAACUCCCUCAUCGACGGGCUCACAGGGAAUGCCAAGGAAAAGCCACGGCCAACGAUUGUCCAUGACCCCCGACCACCAGAAGAGAUCCUAGCUGAUGAAUUGCCUCAGCUCGAUAGCCCAGAAGCCUUGGUGAAGACAUCCUUCAGGUUACGGUCUUUGGUCAAACAAUUAGAGAGAGGCGAGGCUUCAGUGGUAGAUCUUAAGAAGAAUUUGGAAUAUGCAGCCACGGUGCUUGAAUCUGUGUACAUUGAUGAAACCAGGAGACUUCUGGAUACGGAGGAUGAGCUCAGUGACAUUCAGUCGGAUGCAGUGCCUUCUGAGGUCCGAGACUGGCUGGCCUCCACCUUCACCAGGCAGAUGGGGAUGAUGCUCAGAAGGAGCGAGGAGAAGCCGCGGUUCAAGAGCAUUGUCCAUGCAGUGCAGGCUGGGAUAUUUGUGGAGAGAAUGUAUAGAAGAACAUCAAACAUGGUUGGACUGAGCUACCCACCAGCUGUUAUUGAAGCAUUAAAGGAUGUGGACAAGUGGUCCUUUGAUGUCUUUUCCCUCAAUGAGGCCAGCGGGGAUCAUGCACUGAAAUUCAUUUUUUAUGAAUUACUCACCCGUUAUGAUCUGAUCAGCCGUUUCAAGAUCCCCAUUUCUGCCCUUGUCUCAUUUGUAGAGGCUCUGGAAGUAGGAUACAGUAAGCAUAAAAAUCCAUACCACAAUUUAAUGCACGCCGCCGAUGUUACACAGACUGUGCAUUACCUCCUUUAUAAGACAGGAGUGGCGAACUGGCUGACAGAGCUGGAGAUCUUUGCUAUCAUCUUCUCAGCAGCCAUCCACGACUAUGAGCACACCGGAACCACCAACAAUUUCCACAUUCAGACACGGUCUGACCCUGCUAUUCUGUACAACGAUAGGUCUGUAUUAGAAAAUCACCAUUUAAGUGCGGCUUAUCGCCUUCUGCAAGAAGAUGAGGAAAUGAAUAUUUUGAUCAACCUCUCAAAGGAUGACUGGAGGGAGUUUCGGACCUUGGUCAUUGAGAUGGUGAUGGCUACGGACAUGUCCUGUCACUUCCAACAGAUCAAAGCAAUGAAGACUGCUUUGCAACAGCCAGAAGCAAUUGAAAAGCCGAAAGCAUUAUCUCUGAUGUUGCACACGGCAGACAUUAGCCAUCCCGCAAAAGCAUGGGAGCUCCAUCAUCGCUGGACAAUGUCACUCCUGGAGGAAUUCUUCAGACAGGGUGACAGAGAAGCAGAGCUGGGGCUGCCUUUUUCUCCUCUGUGUGAUCGAAAGUCAACGAUGGUUGCUCAGUCGCAAGUGGGUUUUAUUGAUUUCAUUGUGGAGCCCACCUUCACUGUGCUCACGGACAUGACUGAGAAGAUUGUGAGCCCUUUAAUUGAUGAAACCUCCCAAACUGGUGGGACCGGACAGAGGCGUUCAAGUUUGAACAGCAUCAGUUCAGCGGAUGCAAAGCGGUCAGGUGUGAAGAGCACUGGCUCGGAAGGAAGCGCCCCCAUCAACAGUUCUGUCAUCCCCGUUGACUAUAAGAGUUUUAAGACGACUUGGACUGAGGUGGUGCACAUCAACCGGGAGAGAUGGAGGGCCAAGGUGCCCAAAGAGGAGAAGGCCAAGAAGGAAGCAGAGGAAAAAGCUCGCCUGGCUGCAGAGGAGAAGCAAAAGGAAAUGGAAGCCAAAAGCCAGGCUGAAGAAGGCGCAGCUGGCAAAGCCGAGAAAAAGACAUCUGGAGAAGCUAAGAAUCAAGUCAAUGGAACGCGCACGAACAAAAGCGACAACCCUCGUGGGAAAAAUUCCAAAGCUGAGAAGUCCUCAGGAGAAAAACAACAGAAUGGUGACGUGAAAGAUGGUAAAAAUAAGACAGACAGGAAGGAUCAAUCCAAUGUCGGAAGUGAUUCAAAGAAACCAGAUGAUUCAGAAGAGUAAAACACACCUCACAUACAAUAAAAGAGGCUGCCAGUGUCUUGCAUCAUUUUAGCUGAGCUUCUUCAUUCUCCUUCUCCUUCCACAAAGACCCGUAUCUGGGGAAGGUGUCCAACUUUCAGAAACAAGCUCCCCCUCCCCCUACACACUUGGCCUUCCCUCAUGCCACCUCCUUUCAAGAGAUGGCUCUCUGGGAGCUGGUUUGAGGUCUAAGAACUCUGGGGAAAUCCUCCCCCAAGCAAACCAAACAACUUGAGCUUUUUGCACAAACAGAAACAAAACGUGAAGGGACUCCCUCAGAAUUCUUUGCUAAUGCCCUUGCUUUCAAGGCACCUGUCUGGCCUGAUGAGGAUGGACAUCCUGGAUAUGCUGAGGGAGGCCUGAAAAAGCCACAUGCGCAGUAAUUGCCAUCUUACUACUGUCGAUGCCGUUCCUUUAAAUUGUUAUUUUUUUAACUGGCUACUGAUGGUGGAUACAGCCGUGCUGGUCCUUCAUCACAGCUAAGAUGAUGACUCCAGUCUCUGGUUGUUUCUUUCCUGAGUCUGGAACAUUCUUUUUCUCCAGUGUUCUUUCAGACUUAAAAUUGGUUCUUAUGCUUGUCUUUCCAUUUAUAUAGGACAUUCUUUUUUUUUUUUUUUUUUAAGAGAUUAUCCUAUAGGACUCUAUUUGUAAAUGCUUAAUUUAUCUGUGCUUUCAUUAAUAGAAACCUGAAUGUUUCCGCUGAUGACCGUACUGUUUAGGUGGGAGACACAUUGUUUUCAUUGGGUAGCAUCCAUGACUAAAUGGUUACUGAAAUUCUUACCACUCGGCGGUCCUCUUCUUUUGGAUAUUUAUGGUUUCACUUAAUCACUCUUCUUUCUAGUCAGGGAAGUGCUAAGGGAAUUAGUAUCAGGGAGAUAUGUCAAAUAACUCUUCUCAUUUUGGUGGGUCUUUCAAAAUAACACAGAGGAGAUAAUUAACAGCACAAGCCAAAAGAAAGCACCGUGGAUGUAGCAUGGAAAGAGAAUAAAGAUUCACCCCCCUGAAUUCAAGUCAAAAAUGGGAUCCAGUGGAAUCUAAGUAAAGGGUAAUUUUAUGAGUCUAAAUGGUGUGAUUUGGAUAAAACUGAUUCUUAAAAGGUGGUUAUGGUCCCCAAAGGAAUCUUUGAGUCCUUCCCAAGGGGAACCCCCAUGACUCUGCUGGUGAUGGAGUGGGGGCUAAUCAUAGGAAGAGAGCGAGAAAGCUAGAUGGUAGGCUUAGGUGUGUUCCCCAUUGCAGAUUUAAUUUCUACGUUAAAAACACCAAAACAAACAUUUCAAAAAUCUUCUUAUUACUAAAGCAAAACGUUGCUAUUUCUUCAGACAGAAAGGGUAGUCUACAGGGCCUCUUGCCCCCACUGAAAUAUUCCCCAACAGAAAGAGCUGAAGAACUCUUGCAUCAAAUGCCCAGUUUGUACUGAUAUUUAAACACAGUUCUCUGGUCAGCUUUACAUUUUGCCUUGUAAUAACACAUAUUUUUCUGUUGCUCCCUCUGCUUUUGUAACAGUGACCACAAUAAAUAAUGUGGUCACAAACUCAAACCAGGGGCCUAAUAGGUUGAGCAAAUGAGUAAAGCAAAGCCAUGUAAAAUCAGAGUUACUGUGAUCAAUGGCAGUUGGUAUCAGUGAGGCAGUAAGGAGCAGUAGGCACUGUGAGGAAUUGGAGCUUUCUGUAUAUUGAGAUAUGUCUUAUGGAAACAGGGCAGUUACUAGUCAGCAACAGGAUGAGUGCUAUGUAGGAAAGGUGGUCCUAGAUACCUGGGAUUUUAUAUAAACCCUCUCCAAAUAUUUAAAUACUGGCAAUGAGUUCAUAAAUCUCCAAAGAUUCUGCUGGUUGAAAAAAGUAUGCCUAUGACACACAUACCAUCCAUGGGAUAUCGGGAUGCAAACUAUGCUCUUUGAGGUGUUAUGGUUUUGUAUAGGAAGGAAAUACAACCAGGGCAUGUCCAGUUUUUCAUCUUGGAACCUGAACUUUUUACCUCAUUUCUGUUCUGUACUUUUGUAUGUAGAGCUUUGCAGCCGGUCAAAAUAGAAAGCUUACAACUUCCCUUUUAUACUCAACAAGUGAGACUAAACGAGAUCUGAAAAAGAAACAGGAAUAUAGCCAUUUUUUCUAGCAACAAUAAAGACAUGGUAAUGUUUUCCAUUUGCUUUAAGUCACUAAUUAGCUGAAAAAGAAUGGGGAGAGAGUUUCAUUCGGUAUAGAACUCUGCUUGGAAUUCUCAUUGUGGAGAAGCAAAACUCCAUGAAACUCAUCUUUAAAUCCUUAACAAUUAUUUUGAAGGGGCAUUAAGUAAAACUGCAAAAUUAUCAACUUUUUGAAAAUAUAAACAAUGUAUUAUUGUAAUAUUAAUUAAUACUGGAGUUGAUAAAACAUUGACAUUAUGAUCCCCAGUCAGUAUUGACUGGAAGAACAAUAUUUCCAAAGCUCUGGUGCACUUUCUGUGGUCUUUCUGUUCUCUUGAAACAGCUUCCAAAGGAGCAGCAAUAUGGGAUACACAUUAUUCCCUUUUUUGGAGUCCGGCAUCUUACUCAGUAUUACACAGUCAGGCAGAAAGCAAGGGCUUAUACACCUCAAUUAAGAAUUGAUCAGCAGUAAAGGGACGUUUCCACCAUAGACAAACCACAGUUUCUACCUGUCCCUGGGUGCAACACUUUCCAAAUGAAGUUGACCCUGAAGUUUGGGAGACCCUAUGUCACCAAAGAGCUCCACAUCCAGGUUUUUUGGUUGUGCUAUGUUUUGAGACAUAACGACCGAUCCAUUGGGAGGUCUUCAUUCCAUCUUUUAUUCAUGCCAACCUUUCUUGGAUUAUGAGCCCUAAUAACUUACAGCAGCAGGCAAGAGAGUCAUUUUUAGCCCAUUAAAUUUAAAUGGAUUUUCUUCCAUUACCCAUUUCAUUCUUGGAGCUUUUCAAAACUAUUGAAAACAUCUGACAGGAUUCUAUUAAAGGCCUGUUACACUUAAACAGAAAAAUAGUAUCUACACAUCGGAGAGCCAAAGAAGAAUCUAGCAUGGCUGUUUAUUUCAUUUGCGGAACUAAAGCCACUGUAUUGUAUUUUCCACCUAGAACCAUGCCUUUAGUAAAUUUGGAGAGUGAACAAGUCAAGAGCAACAUUAUGAUGGGAUAUGAGGCAGAAGGCAGACGAACAGAUGGAGACCAAUUUUGUAAUCCUAAUCCAUAUUUUGGGAGUAAGAAUACUGGUCUUUUUGUAUCACUUCUGUGAUGGAUCACUUUUCUUUAGAUAGAUGAUAGAUAAAUAGAUAGAGAGAUAGAGAGAAAGAAUAUAUAUUUUCUUCUAUUCUUCACCGUUGAGCAGAGACAUGAUAAACAUGACUUCAUAAUGUCCUCUGUGGGCUAUAGGGAAAAACAAAAGAAAAAAAGCAGUCAGUCUUUUUCUCAUAAUGAGAGAUUCUAAGAUUAAAGUCUAUGUAUGCAGUAUUAUGUCCCCAAUAAAGAUUCCAGUUAGAAAUGUUGUUCUGAUUCUGAGAUCCCCACACAUCCCAACAGGAGCUGCAGUGCUGCUCCCCCCACCCCAACCACCACCAAACACGGCCCAGAGAUAGUCAGCAUUCAGGAAGUAGGUGCACAACUGUCUAGCUGUGUUCCGCUAUCCACCUGUGAGUGCCAACAAAGCCCAGCAUCUCCUAUAUGCCAAGCAUAUCGCUAAAGGCUUACUUUCCACGGAUAUGCAGACAUACCAUAGUGACAUGAGUAGCUUAUCAUAAGAGAUAGAAAUUGCAGGUGGUUUUGGGGAAAUUGUCAGAGCAAGUUUAUGAAAAAAAUAGAAAUAAAAUAAAAUUUUCUCUAUGGCUUUCAGAUUUAAGAAAAAUAAAAACAGAAUAAAACAGGAUUUAUCUGAAAUUGUUCUUCCAAAAGGGAUGAUGACACCAAUCUAUAUGAAAUACCAGUGAACUUAUUUGUAAUCCAAGUUGAAAUAGUUAAAAUCCAAAGUGGACUGUCUUGCAGCAAAUAGGAGAUCCUAUAUGUGCGGCGUGGGGAAUCAUGGCCCAAUUUUGCUCUACUGAACUUAUGGUUGGUACAGCACUGAGCCACAGAAAAUUGGACAUUAAAGAACAUAAUGGUGCACUAAUGAUGUUAUAUUAGAUCUUAUGUGUGAAUAAAUGGAAAGUAAUACUUAUGAUUCAUCAA
Messenger RNA from Mustela erminea (ermine), 6300 nucleotides. RefSeq names its product phosphodiesterase 1C (gene PDE1C). The record is from RefSeq and is a predicted model, not a curated record. Gene Ontology annotation, molecular function: 3',5'-cyclic-nucleotide phosphodiesterase activity. Gene Ontology annotation, biological process: signal transduction. The transcript has 19 exons. Lineage: Eukaryota; Metazoa; Chordata; Mammalia; Carnivora; Mustelidae. The coding region runs from base 16 to 2136 and encodes 706 amino acids.